Messenger RNA from Aedes albopictus (Asian tiger mosquito), 3663 nucleotides. RefSeq lists its product as uncharacterized. NCBI's taxonomy places the organism in Eukaryota, Metazoa, Arthropoda, Insecta, Diptera, Culicidae. The transcript has 2 exons. The record is from RefSeq and is a predicted model, not a curated record. Gene Ontology annotation, biological process: larval heart development; cell adhesion involved in heart morphogenesis. Gene Ontology annotation, molecular function: catalytic activity. Gene Ontology annotation, cellular component: extracellular matrix. The annotation marks the transcript as partial.
UAAUAAUCAUCAAAUUCAUCUCAUGGCGAAGUACUUUCUAAAAGGACCUAGUUCCUUUCUAACCGACAGUUCAUGUGCAAAGCAUAGAAACCUAUUCAUUUGCAGCAAUUCACAGUUAAAACCAUUGGGAAAGUGUAUUCAACAGUUACUUAAUGGAGAGUCAGCACAUUGUCCGAUGGAAAGGGUUUAUGGCCGUAACAUCAUAAGAAUUGCUCGGGACACGAACGGGAGCUACACACCAAAUUUUCGAUUUCUCAUCCAGCAAUAUGAAUUACUGAGAUGCAACCAGCAAAUUUUAGUUCACUGAAACAUCAGUAAUGGUAACUGAUGAAUCAGCAAUGAUUUCAAUUGCUGGUUACCAGCAAUCCAUGUGUCAAACACUUAAAGUUUCCCCGGGAAUUAUUUGUAUUUGUAUUUGUAUUUGUAUUACUUCCAUCGGACAACAAUGCUACCUGAACGAUAAACUAAAUACCCAGUCAUCGGUUCAAGUGGAUGAUACGUCGGAUAAUUUAUCUUCACAAGUUCAACUGCUCGCCGAUGCCGUUGGUAAAUUGACCAAGAAGGUUGAUGUGUUGUCGUCUGGUCAACUCGGUGGAAAUCAAGUGAAUCAAUCGAUUACGCCUUCAUUUCGCAAGUGGCCAAAAAUUGGAGUAAAACGUCCGCGUGUGGAAGCCGAGCAAUAUGACUCCACCGCUCUAAAUAUCGAUCGUGGUACCAGGGCCAUUGAUCUCAGCGAUUUAUCAAUCGGCUCUAUCAUUCCUACCCCGACACCACCAAAAUUCUGGCUGUAUUUAUCGGGCUUUCAUCCACUCAUUUCGCCCGAUGAUGUGCAGAAGAUUGUGGCGCGUUGCUUAAAUCUUUCAUCACCGUGCGACGUGAUUCGUCUGGUACCAAAAGGGAAGGAUGUUUCAAACAUGUCGUUUGUCUCUUUCAAAAUUGGUCUCGAUCCGUCGCUGAAGGAACAAGCUUUGUUGGCGUCAACUUGGUUGGAAGGGCUCUCAUUUAGGGAGUUCAUGGAGCAACCAAAAAACUACCGCCGCUCGCUGACCAAUCAAAUGGACAUCAACCAGACUCCUAUGUAAAUCGCCGCAACUCGGACGGAUAUUCUACCAGCUCACCUCACCUGCUACUGGGACGCACCGAAAUUAGUCCAUUGGAAGCCCUGAAGCCCCCCAUCGCAGUCGAGCCAUUCCAGCCAGCGUUCAGCAGUCGUCCCGGUCCUGCGUGUGGGAGUGGUGUAAGGGUCUUCCAAAUCGAAACCGAAGGCAAGUACAUCUCCUGUAAUCAUUCAGCAGUCCCUGAUCCGUGCAUCGCUUCUAGACAAUUGACGACCGUGCCAGUAACGCUAGCUUCGCAAAAUGAUGAUGACGAUGUUAAUAGUGUGCCUACUAUCGAGAUGAUGCCACAUAUGAUCAGAAAUCCAUCUUGGCCUCCUUCAUCCAAUCGAUUGCAUCCACCGGGAUGCACGCCUGCCAGCCUCAUGGAAGCCCCUGAGCCCCUCGGAACGGUCGAGCCAUUCCAGCCAGCGACCAACAGUCAUCCCGGUCCCGUGUUCGAGUGUGGUGAAGGGGUCUUCCAAUCCGUAAACGCAGGCAAGUACAACAGUUUUGAGAACAAUUAUCUGCCGUUAACGUCCAUGUCUUGCAGUUGUCCUGCAGAAUCGCUAUCACGUUCGGACCUAGGUGGCAUUGCAGUUUCCUCCAGCAAUCAACUAACGAAUUCGUCUGUUCGAUCAAUGCCUCCGUCAUCACCGGGAUGCACGCCUGCCAGCCCAAUGGAAGCCCUUAGUCCCCUCGGCACAGUCGAGCCAUUCCUGCCAGCGACCAGCAGUCAUCCCGGUCCUGUGUCCGAGUGUGGUGUCAGGGUCUUCCAACCCGUAAAUGCAGGCAAGUACCAUAGCAUAAAGAACAAUACUCUCCCGUCAACGUUGUCUGCUUCCAGCCAUGAUUCAUCUGGCGAUAGUACAUACAAUGCUAUUUGGAUGUAUUACCAAAACGUCCGUGGCCUAAGGACUAGGAUAGAUGAACUGCUUCUAGCGACAAGCGAUUGCCGCUUCGAUGUGAUAAUCCUGACGGAGACCGGAUUGAACAACAGCAUUACCUCGCAGCAGCUGUUCGGUUCUGGUUUUAAUGUGUACCGCUGUGAUCGGAGCCCCGCCAAUAGCGAUAAAUCUCGAUUUGGAGGCGUUUUGAUUGCUAUUGCCCAGCGAUAUGCCAGCAGGGUUGUGCAUACGGUAUGUGGUCGAGGGUUGGAGCAAAUCUGUGUGUCGUCGACAAUCAAAGGUAGGAAAGUAUUGAUUUGUGGUAUCUACAUUCCACCGGAUAAAAGCCAAAACGUGAGUAUUAUCAACGAUCAUCUCUCCUCGAUGAAUGAGCUUUGCGAGAAAUGCUCACCCGGUGAUGCUGUAUUGGUAUGCGGCGAUUAUAAUCAGCCCCACAUGAGAUGGUGUUUAGCUGACAACUCUAUUCAAUGCAGUGUUUCUCUACUACCGGUAGCUAGCAGCACUCUGUUGGAUGGAAUGGAUUAUUUGUGCCUCGUCCAAAGAAAUGUUAUCCGCAAUCAGCUUGAUCGCACUCUCGACCUGGUUUUUUGUUCACCAGAUUGUGAAGCUGUGGUGAACUGCUCCUUGGAUCCGUUAUUGCCCGUUGAUUCUCACCAUCCACCACUCGAGCUUUCCAUACCCGCAUGCUUGGUACGUGAUGAUGGGACUGAACGACCUCCUGAAAACAGACCCUUGAACUUUCGUAAGCUAGAUUUCGUAGCCCUUUUGGAAUAUUUGCAAACUGUGGAUUGGACCGCUGUUACUAACUGCUACGAUGUCGACGAUAUGGCUGAAAGUUUUUGCACCGUCUUAAAUAACUGGCUUGUUUCAAAUGUCCCUCGAACCCGACCGCCAGUCUCGCCUGCCUGGAGCACUCCUUAUUUGCGGAAAUUGAGACGUGCACGCAAUGCAUGUCAACGGAAACUUCGCCACCAACGAACACCUAUCAGUAUUCGAAACUUUCAACGAGCUAGCAAUGCAUACCGUUUCAAAAACGCCUCUCUGUACAAGUCGUACGUUUUGCGUAUUCAAAUGGGCCUGAGGAGAAAUCCUCGUGGUUUUUGGCGUUUUGUUAACUCCAAACGGAAAAGUCAUGGAAUCCCAGCGAAUGUCUAUCUGAAUGAAGUACAUGCUGUUUCUGCGAAGGAGUCGUGUCAGUUAUUUGCCAAGCAUUUUUCAUCUAUAUUCGCUACAGACCCCGCUUCAACGUUGGAUAUUGUAAACGCAACCCGUGAUGUACCCGUUGACGUCGUGGAUAUUGGAGUGUUCAAUAUUAAUCCGGAGAUGGUCAAACUGGCAGCGAAAAAACUUAAACGAUCGUUUGUUCCAGGUCCCGACGGUUUACCUGCAGUUGUAAUUUGUCGCUGUAUCUGCUCUCUCGCACAGCCUUUGUGUGAUAUUUUCAACCGUUCGCUACAGCAGGCCAAAUUCCCGCGUAUAUGGAAGCAAUCGUUCAUGAUACCCGUUUUCAAACGUGGCGAUCGUCAUGAUGUUACGAACUACCGUGGUAUCACUAGUCUAUCAGCUGCUUCAAAACUGUUCGAAACUAUAAUGCGUGGAAUACUUCUCGAAGCUACAAAAAGCUACAUCUCUAAUGAUCAACACGGGUUCAUGCCAAAUCG